UUGCUGCUUGUGAUAGGGGCCUGUGCGCUGGCUGCACGGUCCUCUGUGGCGGUGUCCGGCAGAAUGACCCACUUGGAAAACGUGGUGCUUUGUCGCGAGUCUCAAGUGUCCACCUUGCAGUCCUUGUUUGGAGAGAGACAUCAUUUCAGCUUUCCAUCCAUUUUUAUUUAUGGACAUACUGCCAGUGGAAAGACCUAUGUAACACAAACUUUGUUGAAAACUUUAGAGCUCCCACAUGUCUUUGUGAAUUGUGUUGAAUGCUUUACCUUAAGGCUGCUUUUGGAACAAAUUUUAAACAAAUUGAAUAAUCUUAGUUCUUCAGAGGAUGGAUGUUCUUCCGAAAUAACCUGUGAAACAUUUAAUGACUUUGUUCGCUUGUUUAAACAAGUAACCAAAGCUGAAAAUCUCAAGGAUCAGACCGUAUAUAUUGUUCUAGAUAAAGCAGAGUAUCUAAGAGAUAUGGAAGCAAAUCUUUUGCCUGGAUUUCUUAGAUUACAGGAAUUGGCUGACAGAAAUGUGACUGUUAUCUUUCUCAGUGAAAUUGUUUGGGAAAAGUUUCGUCCAAAUACUGGAUGCUUUGAGCCAUUUGUCUUGUAUUUUCCUGAUUACAGCAUAGGGAACCUUCAAAAGAUCCUUUCCCAUGAUCAUCCUCCAGAGUAUUCAGCUGAUUUCUAUGCUGCCUACAUUAACAUUCUUCUUGGAGUUUUCUACACUGUUUGUCGAGAUUUGAAAGAGCUCAGACAUCUGGCAGUACUUAAUUUUCCUAAAUAUUGUGAACCUGUGGUUAGAGGAGAAGCAAGUGAACGUGAUACUCGCAAACUGUGGAGAAAUAUUGAACCUCAUUUGAAGAAAGCCAUGCAGACUGUUUAUCUCAGGGAAAUAUCAAGUUCCCAGUGGGAAAAGCUACAGAAAGAUGACACAGAUCUGGGGCAACUGAAAGGUCUCUCAGCGCAUACUCAUGUGGAACUUCCAUAUUACUCUAAGUUUAUUCUAAUUGCUGCAUACCUUGCUUCAUACAAUCCAGCGAGAACUGACAGGAGGUUCUUUCUUAAGCAUCAUGGAAAAAUCAAGAAAACCAACUUUCUAAAAAAACACGAAAAGACGAGCAAUCAUCUCCUUGGGCCAAAACCAUUUCCACUAGACAGAUUAUUAGCAAUAUUAUAUAGUAUUGUGGACAGCAGAGUUGCUCCAACAGCAAAUAUUUUUUCCCAGAUUACUUCUCUAGUGACCCUUCAGCUGUUAACUCUGGUUGGCCAUGACGAUCAGCUUGAUGGACCAAAAUACAAAUGCACAGUGUCUCUGGAUUUCAUCAGAGCUAUUUCAAGAUGGAGUCUUGCUCUGUCGCCCAGGCUGGAGUACAGUGGUGCGAUCUCAGCUCCCUGCAGCCCCACCUCCUGGGUUCAAGUGAUUCUCCUGCCUCUGCCUCCCAAGCAGCUAGGAUCACAGGACGGUGAACUUUGACAUAAUAAAAUACUUGUACGAUUUCUUGUGAAAACAAGCUUCAAAGCCAUAUGGACACUGUGACAAUGACUAAGCCAAGCUGUGUUCAUCCAAUGACUUAGCUGGCCAAGGAGAGGAGUUCUUUGGCUCUAUUGGGUUUGUCCAAACAGGUGCUGGCCCAGCAUGGAAUCUGAUGAAAAUAUUCUGAUUGGUCUGGGUGGAUGUGAGCAGAAGACUAUUUACCAGGGACCCUGGAGUAUUUGGAAGCAACGUGUUAAUUAUAAACAGCAGGGUUUGAGCACAAUCUGUUCUACUCUUAAUGAUGUUAUCUUAACACUGAAAUUGCCUGAAACCCAUUUACUUAGGACUACAUUUUGCUCUGUGAACUAUCCCCUGCGCUUUGAACGUGCCAGCAGCCCUUGUUUAUAUGCCCAUUCUUUUCACUUCCUCUCCACAGGAGCCUCUACAGUCGCUUGCCAAAGCAGAUUUUCCUAAGGCCACUGUUUUAAAAGAUCGUAGUUGCAAAAUACAAUAAAUAUAAGUUCUUUUGAAAAUCCAA
Callithrix jacchus (white-tufted-ear marmoset) is the source of this 1999-nucleotide messenger RNA. RefSeq names its product origin recognition complex subunit 5 (gene ORC5). Gene Ontology annotation, molecular function: DNA replication origin binding. Gene Ontology annotation, cellular component: nucleus; nuclear origin of replication recognition complex. The record is from RefSeq and is a predicted model, not a curated record. Gene Ontology annotation, biological process: DNA replication; DNA replication initiation. Lineage: Eukaryota; Metazoa; Chordata; Mammalia; Primates; Cebidae.